AUGGCUACGGCGGUGCCAGGCGGAGUUCCCGCCGCUGGGACCCGGAGGGUCCGCGACGAAAGCGAGAGGUCCCGGCCACCGGAUCUGCCGGCCGGCGACACGCGGGAGCUUCUGGAGGAGGUGGAGAUGCAGAUCGGCGAUGCCGCCUUCUCUCUGGCGAAGAUCCUGGAGGCAACGUCGGCUGUGUCGGCUCAGGUAGAGGAGCUCGCCACCAAGUGCUCGGAGAACGCCCGGUUCCUCAGAACAUGGCGGGACCUGCUGAGGGAGGGGUACGAGUCCCUGAAGCCAAGCGGCUGACCCUGUCCCACGGUGGCUCCUCCGAGUCACGCCGAGCUGCCUGUAUCGGACUGGAACGCGAUGGGUUUUUUCAAAUAGUUCUUUUUAGGGAGCUCGCAUAGGUUUUGGUUUUCCCUCAGCAGCUUCCCAUGAACAGGGAGUGCUUUCAGAAAUACUUGAUGCUUGCAUGGAUGUUGUAUGUAAGUCACUGA
Dryobates pubescens (Downy woodpecker) is the source of this 488-nucleotide messenger RNA. RefSeq names its product chromosome 1 C4orf46 homolog (gene C1H4orf46). Lineage: Eukaryota; Metazoa; Chordata; Aves; Piciformes; Picidae. The record is from RefSeq and is a predicted model, not a curated record. The coding region runs from base 1 to 297 and encodes 98 amino acids. The transcript is spliced from 2 exons.